AUGAAUUUAAAUGGGACUACCAUCAAUAGGCUUCUUUUUAGAGCUGAAAAGGUAUACAGAAAAGAAGAACCGUCUCUCAAAACGGGCAUCCACAAACACCCUACCUUUGACACCUGGUUCUUGGUAACGCAACGCUCGACCUAUGUCAUUGGCGCUACGGCAGAUGGCUACCUUGUCAACCUGCACUGGGGAAACCGGCUGGAGCGACUGGACGACUUGAACGCUACCAUGCAAGAUGUUUUCUUUUCCCAAAACCCGCCCCCAACUUAUGCUACUGAAGAACUCCCCGUUUUUGGUGGUCUGCGUUUCCGCGACAACGUUCUCAAGGCCGAACUUCCAGAUGGCACGCGUGAGCUAAACUUGUUGUUUGCUGGCAACGCAAACAUCACGGAGGGCUACAUUCUUGAUGUGGAUCUGCGUGAUGGAUAUCGCACCGAGCUUCUUGUUACUCUUCAUUAUGAACUUGAUAUUGAAAACGAUAUCAUUCGACGAUCGUACACCAUUCGCAACGGCCUAGAUAAGCGUAUUAACCUUUCAAAGGCGUUCUCGGCUGCAUGGCAUCUGCCCACAGCGCUCGGAUCUGAUGAAAAGCGCGAAAUUCUGACUUUGGCAGGCGAAUGGGCUGCUGAAGCUAUGGUUGAGUCGACCGAGCUUCGACCUGGCGUUACUCAUGUCGUUCAAAGCCAACGCGGUUUCCCGUCACACGUAUCGUAUCCUUACUUUGCUAUCCGUCAAGUCCCAUCUGAUGUCAACCCAUCAACCGAGGUCUACUUUGGCGCCAUAGGAUGGUCAGGAAGCUGGGAAAUCACAGCCCACACUUCGCUUUUUGGUACCACGCGCGUUGUUGGUGGCAUGCAUCACCAAGACUUUGGCUGGACCUUGGAGCCCAACGAGUCAUUCACAACCCCUAUCUUUGUUGCUGGCUUUACGAGUGAAGGUAUGCCCGGAGCUCGCAAACUGUUACCACGUCAUGUUCGCAAAUAUCAGCAAAAGAACCUCGAAACACAAAAGGAUAGCAACGUUUUCCACCCUGUGUUGUACAAUUCUUGGGAAGCCGUGACAUUUAAUGUCACUGCUGAGAAGCAGCUGGAACUUGCAGAAAUUGCAGCCCCUUUGGGUAUUGAGCUCUUUGUCAUUGACGAUGGCUGGUUUGGCGACCGUAACAACGAUUCGGCAGGUCUGGGCGACUGGUACGUCAACGAGGAGAAAUUCCCGAAUGGUUUGAAGCCGGUCGCAGACCGCGUUCAUGAAUUGGGCAUGAAGUUCGGGCUGUGGUUCGAAAGUGAAGGCGUUAACCCUAAUUCGGAUUUGUACCGUGAACAUCCUGACUGGGUGUUUUACUAUGAGGGCAUCCCGAGAUAUGAAGCAAGAAGUCAACUGGUCUUGAAUCUCGCUUUGCCUGAAGUCAGAGAAUAUGUGUACGAUAGAAUGGCUACCUUGAUUGCCGAGAACGAUAUCGACUAUAUCAAAUGGGAUAUGAACAGACCUUGGGGUGAAGUGACCAUGCAUGACUAUGACCGCAAUCCACGCGAGGCCUGGGUUCUUUCCAUUCGAGAAGGUUUCUACUAUAUCGUCGACAAGCUCAAGGCGGAGUUCCCAAAGCUGUGGAUCGAAAGCUGUGCUAGUGGAGGUGGCCGUAUGGACAUUGGUGUGGUGGAAAAGACGGAUCAAGUAUGGACAAGUGACAAUACCAGACCUGAUGCCCGCAUCAUGAUCCAAUAUGGCGCAUCCCUCUUCUUGCCUCCGCGUGUCAUGUAUGGCUGGGUGACUAAUUCCCCAUGGGAUGAGGGUAUCCACAUUCCUCUUUCCUUCCGUUUCCAUGUAUCAUUCCAAGGUGGACUGGGUAUUGGCUCCAAUAUCCAUGAAUAUACCGAGGACGAGCUCGAGGAGUCAGCUGGCUGGAUAGAGCUUUACAAAAAAAUCCGUCCCGUUAUCCAAAAUGGCGAUCUCGAUUGGUUGGUCCAACCAAGUCGCAUGUCAGAACUGGUUGCUGUAAGCCAAACUACAUCCCACGAUCAGUCUGAGGCCGUUGUCCUUGGCUACCGUUUCAACAGUCCUUUCUCAACGCCUCUCAAUUGGAUCCGUUUGCGUAACCUGGACAAGUCCGCUAGAUAUUCCGUAAAGGUGUGGACAUCGAGUCCACAUGAUGUCGACGAAGAAUACGAAAUGUCUGGUGCCUUGCUCAUGCACAAGGGUAUUUUGUUGACCUCUUUAAAUAAUGCUCAAUUCAAGAGUGCCGUUGUCUGGCUCAAACGCAAUUAA
Zychaea mexicana is the source of this 2262-nucleotide messenger RNA. RefSeq names its product alpha-galactosidase. The record is from RefSeq and is a predicted model, not a curated record. Bases 1 to 2262 code for a protein of 753 amino acids. NCBI's taxonomy places the organism in Eukaryota, Fungi, Mucoromycota, Mucoromycetes, Mucorales, Lichtheimiaceae. The transcript has 5 exons. Gene Ontology annotation, biological process: carbohydrate catabolic process. Gene Ontology annotation, molecular function: alpha-galactosidase activity.